Molecule: messenger RNA, 638 nt
Organism: Marasmius oreades (fairy-ring Marasmius)
Lineage: Eukaryota; Fungi; Basidiomycota; Agaricomycetes; Agaricales; Marasmiaceae
Exons: 3
Coding region: 64-474 (136 amino acids)
Source: RefSeq, a predicted model, not a curated record
CGGUCAUUUGCUGACCUAUCCCUCUAUACCUCACAAGUUGACUCUCCCACCGGAUUCAAAACAAUGAUAUUCUAUCUCUCAAUCCUGGCUUUCGUCUCUCUCAUUCUCAUCCUUCUCCACCGAUUCUACAAACCGAUUCUACCUUUCCCAGCCCUUGCUUCCCGUUUACCCCGACUUAGAAUGCCUCACGGUCACCGACCACACGCCGGAUACACACCCUUGAACACGUUCGCCGACCAAGCAGCUGCUGGACUUUCGUCGUCCAAUUUUGAUAUUGAAAGUGCCAAUAUCUUGGGGGGUGAUUCACGAGUUGGUUUAGAUGAACAAGAUGUUAGGGAGGUUGAAGGGAUUAUGAAGGAGACGAGGGUUGGAUUCGACCAAGCUCGUCUGAUUAGGCAUAACAGGAUUCUGGCGGCGAAUGGAAUCGAUCCCUCUGGCAUGCCUCUGGAUUCCAAGGCUGUUACGCGUCUCUAGCGCCGAGUAAUGUGUCGGACACGUCUGGAUUUCUCUGUAUUCAGAGUAGACUUGACAACUGCCGCGAGGGCUGUACGCGUUCCUCCUUCUAGCCUUUCUUGUUUACCACGAAAUGCCACUCUCAUUUACUCGUAUAUCUAUUUAUCAUUUUACCUAAGAUCCAA